Megalops cyprinoides (Indo-Pacific tarpon) is the source of this 1720-nucleotide messenger RNA. It is a transcript of the gene lnpka, whose product is annotated as limb and neural patterns a. The record is from RefSeq and is a predicted model, not a curated record. The coding region runs from base 145 to 1359 and encodes 404 amino acids. Gene Ontology annotation, cellular component: endoplasmic reticulum tubular network. The transcript is spliced from 13 exons. NCBI's taxonomy places the organism in Eukaryota, Metazoa, Chordata, Actinopteri, Elopiformes, Megalopidae. Gene Ontology annotation, biological process: endoplasmic reticulum tubular network organization.
GGGUAAUGUAACACAGAAGGGGGCCGACCCAAGCGUUCAUAACGGUGGGGCUGAGCUGGACGUCUUUGCAGGUGAAAAGACGGUUUUCUUGGUUGCAACAUAAGUGAGCAUCUCGAAGAGGGAACUGGACUGCAUAAUUGAGAGAUGGGGGCUAUUUUCUCCCGGUGGAGGGCCAAACCAUCCACUGUAGAUAUUUUGGAAGGCAUAGAGAAGGACAUACAGACUCUUGAGGAGUUCAGGGAGAAGAAUCAAAGACUUUUGAAGUUGUGGGUGGGAAGACUGCUGCUGUACUCGUCCCUGCUCUACUUGCUCACCUUUAUAGUUGUGUAUUUUUGGUACCUCCCUGAGCAAUGGACGGGCCGGCUAAUACUGGCCCUGCCGUUUUUCAUAUUUCCAGUACUAGUGUGGUUUACGAGGAAGUUGAUGAUUUCUCUUUUUUCAAAGCGAACAGAAAGAAACAAUGAAAAAUUAGAAGAUCUGAAAUCCCAAAAAAGAAAAAUUCUUGAAGAGGUCAUGGAGACAGAAACCUAUAAAACCGCUAAAAUGAUCCUGGAAAGAUUUGAUCCGGAGUCAAAGAAAAAAGUUAUGGAGCAGGACUCCACGCCAGUUAUGCCCCAGAUGACUCCCAGACCAGGCCAAGAACUUCGUCAGCGCAAUGUUGCCCCACGGGCUCCUGUCAUGGGGACCCCUGUCAGCACAGCUUCCCGCACCCCAGUGGCCCCCGGCACCACGCCCUUAGGCCCCCUGCCCCACUCAGCCCCCGGCGGCCCCCCGGAGAGGGGCGUGAGCGCUGCGGCCGCUCAGCAGAGCCUGAUGAGGAGGCCUGCCACCCCCGGCACUCCCGGAUCGGGAACCCACCCUCCAGGCCCACCCCUUGCCAGACCCAUCCUCCCACGGGACAGAGGCGCCAUGGACAGAGUCAUCGAGUACCUGGUGGGGGACGGACCUCAGAACAGAUAUGCCCUUAUAUGCCAGCAGUGCUUUUCCCAUAACGGCAUGGCGUUAAAGGAGGAAUUUGAAUACGUUGCCUUCAGAUGUGCGUACUGUUAUUUCCUGAACCCCGCGAGGAAGACGCGCCCCCAGGCGCCCCGACUCCCAGAAUUCAGCUUCGAGAGGAAGGUGCGCUCUGAGAUGCCCCUCUCAGCCCUCUCUCCCGUGCCCGAGCCCCACGACGCCCCCUCUCCUACAGAGAACGGCAAGCAGGAGGCUUUCCCUGCCGGAUCAGAUCCCGACCCAGAGCAGACCCAGCCAGCACCAGAGGACCCAACGACGGAGGAACCGGGAACUCCGGAAUCGGACAAGACCCCUUCUGAGAAUACCGAAGAGGAGCAUGACGUGUCCCCAAUGGAAGUCGAGUAGUGAGCCCUUAGAUUUCAGCACAGAUUGGUCCAGAAAUGUGAACGCUUGCUUGAUUUGCUUGCAUUUAUUAUUUUUUUCCCAGCAUGGUCACGGUUUAAUCAUGAAGCUGUACGUGAGUGAGCCAAUUCUAGAAUGUAGAACAGCCAAAGGUUGGAAGUAUCAUGGAGGUAAAAGGGAUAUCUUUUCAGUUCACUAAUGGCAGAAUGCUGUAUGUCACUUUGUCGUCUACCAGUUUACAUGUCAUGUAUAUGAAAAAACUAUACAUAUAAAUCUGCAGUAGCACUUCUGUGAAUGAUGCAAGUAUGACCAGAGCAGUGGAGCGUCUAAGUUAUUUCACACAGAAUGAUUGCGAGAAUAGACA